UUGGCGACAGUUCAGUUCGGCCACGAUGCCAACCGAAGGCUACUCGGUGCUAGUGUGGUUCCCGACGGGGGACUUCGAUGGGGACACCCCGUUCCAGUUGAACCCCUUCCAGAUGGUGUUCAAGCAGAAACUGAUCGUCAUCACCGUCCAGUAUCGAUUGGGCAUCUUUGGAUUCUUCACGACGAUGGACGGCUCGGCGCCGGGCAACUUUGGCCUGAUGGACCAAUCGGCGGCGUUGCUGUGGAUCAAGCGGAAUAUCAAGCUGUUCAAUGGGAAUGAGGCCUCGGUGACCAUUAUGGGUCACGGUACGGGAGCGGUCUGCGUCGGGUUGCACUUGAUGUCCGGCGAGUGGACCGACGAGAUGUUCCACAAAGCGAUCAUGAUGUCCGGAAGCGUGCUGCUGGAUGCUAUGGUCAAGAGUCCCAAGAUGUACGGGUCAGCGCUGGAUGAGAUGGCCACGUCCUUUGGUUGCUUUCGAAAACCGACGGCCAGUUUGAUUGAUUGUCUUCGCAGAGUAGGUGGUCAGCUUUUGGCAGAGAAUUCGCCGGUCAUUGAUUGGGGUCCGGUGGUAGAUAGCGGGCUUAGUAAUAUAACGACUCCCUUUAUACCGGACUUUCCUAUGAUGUUGGUCCAUCAGGGGAAACUAAGGAAGGUUCCUCUGUUGAUCGGCCAUACCGAUAUGGAGGAAGGACUAGAGUUGGCUAUGGGAGAUAUGCUGGAGCACGGUAUCGGAUCAGAAAUGUUCGAAACCUUGCUUGGAGAUGCAGUUAUGAUGGAUCUGAAUCAGCUUGAUUUCAACGACACACUUUGCGGUGGAAAUAUGGAAAUUGUAAUGGAUGCCGUACAGUUCCAGUACAAACCUUAUCCACCGACGACAGAUCCGAUGAAGUUACGAAGACGAUAUAUAGAGUUUGCAACGGAGAGAAAAUUCGUAGCGCCAACGAUAGAGCUGGCAAUGCACAUGAGUCAACUGGCCGAGACGUACGUGUACCGCUUCGACAUUAAGCCGCGAACCGAAGCGGCCAUGAAGGACAUUCCCGAGUGGAUGGGAGUGCCGCACAACUUUGAAUUGAUCUUCCUGUGGGGUCUUCCGUACUGGCUGAUGCUAGCCGAUGGGAUGCAGUGGGACAGUGCGGACAAACGGGUAGCGGAUAUCGUAAUGACCCUGUGGGCAAACUUUGCCAAGUUCACCAACCCGACCCAGGUGGGCGUGUACAUCAAGUGGGAUACGUUCACCAAUGACGAACCGGGCGUGCUAAUCAUCGACCGCUCGUUCAACAUGAGCGACCACUCGACGAUGAGCUUCGGGGCGGUCAAGUUUUGGAACCAGUACUACCCGAACGUGAUCCAGUUUGCGGCGCAAUGCUGCAACGCCACCUACAUGGCCGGCGCCGGCAACAGUUACCAGACGAUGUUGAGUAGUUCCGUAGUCCUUAGUGUACUAGUAGUGAAUUUUAUAUUGUUACAAUCAUUUAUUUACAUGCAAAUACAAUAUUUUUUCCAGACGUAACCGUCGGAUGGGGGAA
Aedes aegypti (yellow fever mosquito) is the source of this 1526-nucleotide messenger RNA. Its product is annotated as cholinesterase. The transcript is spliced from 2 exons. The record is from RefSeq and is a predicted model, not a curated record. Gene Ontology annotation, cellular component: cell surface; synapse; postsynaptic membrane. Gene Ontology annotation, biological process: postsynaptic membrane assembly; neuron cell-cell adhesion; synaptic vesicle endocytosis. The coding region runs from base 26 to 1510 and encodes 494 amino acids. Gene Ontology annotation, molecular function: neurexin family protein binding; signaling receptor activity. NCBI's taxonomy places the organism in Eukaryota, Metazoa, Arthropoda, Insecta, Diptera, Culicidae.